Messenger RNA from Stegastes partitus (bicolor damselfish), 5869 nucleotides. It is a transcript of the gene myh14, whose product is annotated as myosin, heavy chain 14, non-muscle. The coding region runs from base 83 to 5869 and encodes 1928 amino acids. Gene Ontology annotation, biological process: regulation of cell shape; mitotic cytokinesis; actomyosin structure organization. The record is from RefSeq and is a predicted model, not a curated record. The transcript has 42 exons. Lineage: Eukaryota; Metazoa; Chordata; Actinopteri; Pomacentridae. Gene Ontology annotation, molecular function: microfilament motor activity; actin filament binding; ATP binding. Gene Ontology annotation, cellular component: myosin II complex; myosin filament; cytoplasm.
AGCCGAGCAGCAGCCUGAGCCCGGAGCUCCGCAGCCCGCAGCCUUAACACAGCCCCGAGCCGCCGCAAGUGCCAGCAGUACCAUGUCCAGGCCAUCGGGGGGCGGCGCCAACGAUGUCACCCGCUUCCUGUCGUCGGGGGCGGGGCCGGGGUCGCCCACCUCCGGCUCCGCGGUGUUCUCUGCCGCCAGCCAGGCCGACUGGGCCGCCAAGAGGCUGGUGUGGGUGCCGUCGGAGAAGCACGGCUUCGAGUCGGCCAGCAUCCGUGAGGAGCGCGGCGACGAGGUGGAGGUGGAGCUGACGGACAGCCAGCGGAAGCUGACCCUGUCCAGGGAGGAGGUCCAGCGGAUGAACCCGCCGAGGUUCAGCAAAGUGGAGGACAUGGCCGACCUGACCUGCCUGAACGAGGCCUCGGUGCUGCACAACCUCCGGGAGCGCUACUACUCCGGCCUCAUCUACACGUAUUCGGGUUUGUUCUGUGUGGUGGUGAACCCCUACAAGAACCUGCCCAUCUACACCGAGUCCAUCGUGGAGAUGUACCGAGGCAAGAAGCGCCACGAGAUGCCUCCUCACAUCUACGCCAUAUCGGAGGCGGCGUACCGCAGCAUGCUCCAAGAUCGAGAAGAUCAGUCGAUUCUCUGCACAGGCGAGUCCGGAGCCGGAAAAACGGAGAACACCAAGAAGGUCAUCCAGUAUUUGGCUCAUGUUGCUUCGUCCCAUAAGAGCGGAACCCUGGGCAGGAACAAGGAACCUGUACAGGCGGACGGCUCUCGGUCCCUGACCAGAGGCAGCUCUCUGGCCAGCCGGAGUUUACAAUAUGGCGAACUGGAGCGGCAGCUGCUGCAGGCCAACCCCAUCCUGGAGGCCUUCGGCAACGCCAAGACCGUCAAGAACGACAACUCGUCCAGAUUUGGUAAAUUCAUCCGCAUUAACUUUGACGUGGCGGGAUACAUCGUCGGUGCCAACAUUGAAACCUACCUCCUUGAAAAGUCUCGAGCUACACGUCAGGCCAAAGACGAGAGAACCUUCCACAUCUUCUACCAGCUGUUGUGUGGAGCUACAGAGGAAACCAGAGCCGACCUGCUCCUCGGUACUGCAGAUGAGUACCGGUUCCUCAGCGGCGGCUCCAUCCCUGUUCCUGGUCAGAGCGACUCGGAGAACUUCACCCAGACCAUGGACUCCAUGGCCAUCAUGGGCUUCACCCCCGAGGAGCUGCUCUCCAUGCUGAAGGUCAUCUCCGCCGUGCUCCAGUUUGGAAACAUCUCCUUCAUGAAGGAGAAGAACCAGGACCAGGCCUCGAUGCCCGACAACACGGCGGCCCAGAAGCUGUGCCACCUGCUGGGCAUCAACGUGCUGGAGUUCACCCGGGCCAUCCUGACGCCGCGGAUCAAAGUGGGCCGCGAGUACGUCCAGAAGGCUCAGACCAAAGAGCAGGCCGACUUCGCCGUAGAAGCUCUGGCCAAGGCGACGUACGAGCGUCUGUUCCGCUGGUUGGUUCACCGGAUCAACAGAGCUCUGGACCGCCGGCAGAGACAAGGAGCCUCCUUCAUCGGCAUCCUGGACAUCGCAGGGUUCGAGAUCUUCCAGCUGAACUCCUUCGAGCAGCUGUGCAUCAACUACACCAACGAGAAGCUGCAGCAGCUCUUCAACCACACCAUGUUCAUCCUGGAGCAGGAGGAGUACCAGCGAGAGGGCAUCGAGUGGAACUUCAUCGACUUCGGCCUGGACCUGCAGCCCUGCAUCGACCUGAUCGAGAGGCCGGCCCACCCUCCCGGCGUCCUGGCGCUGCUGGAUGAGGAGUGCUGGUUCCCCCGGGCGACGGACCGAUCCUUCGUGGAGAAGCUGUCCGGGGAGCAAGGCAGCCACCCCAAGUUCUUCAAGUCCAAGCAGCCGCGAGGGGAGGCCGACUUCUCCAUCAUCCACUACGCCGGGAAGGUGGACUACAAGGCCGACGACUGGCUGGUGAAGAACAUGGAUCCUCUGAACGACAACGUGGCGUCGCUGCUGCACCAGUCGUCGGAUCAUUUCGUCUCAGAGCUCUGGAAGGAGGUGGACCGGAUCGUGGGCCUGGACCAGGUGUCUUCAGGCGAGAGCAGCGGUCCGGUGACGUUCGGAGCGUCGGGACUGAAGACUAAGAAGGGGAUGUUCAGGACCGUCGGUCAGCUCUACAAAGAGUCUCUGACCAAGCUGAUGGCCACACUGAGGAACACCAACCCCAACUUCCUGCGCUGCAUCAUCCCCAACCACGAGAAGAGGGCCGGUAAACUAUCCCCUCACCUGGUUCUGGACCAGCUCAGGUGUAACGGCGUUCUGGAGGGGAUCCGGAUCUGCAGACAAGGCUUCCCCAACCGGAUCCCGUUCCAGGAGUUCAGACAGAGAUAUGAGAUCUUAACUCCAAACGCUAUCCCUCGAACCUUCAUGGACGGAAAACAGGCGUCGGAGCUCAUGAUCAGCGCUCUGGAGUUGGACCACAACCUGUUCAGGGUCGGUCAGAGUAAAGUCUUCUUCAGAGCCGGAGUUCUGGCCCAUCUGGAGGAGGAACGAGACCUGAAGAUCACCGACACCAUCAUUCGCUUCCAGAGCGCCGCCAGAGGCUUCCUCGUGAAGCCUCUGCUGCAGGUGACCCGGCAGGACGAGGAGAUCCAGGUGAGGGAGGCCGAGCUGCAGAAGGCCAAAGACAAACUGACCCGAGCAGAGCAGGACUUCUCGGACCUGGACCGGAAGCACGCUCAGCUGAUCGAGGAGAAGGCGGUUCUGGCCGACCAGCUGCAGGCCGAGGCCGAGCUGUUCGCCGAGGCAGAGGAGAUGAGGGCCAGGCUGGCCAGCAGGAAGCAGGAGCUGGAGGAGGUGCUGGGGGAGCUGGAGAGUCGGCUGGAGGAGGAGGAGGAGAGGGGCGUCCAGCUGACCAACGAGAAGAAGAGGAUGCAGCAGAACAUACAGGACCUGGAGGAGCAGCUGGAGGAGGAGGAAAGCGCUCGGCAGCGCCUCCUGCUGGAGAAGGUGACUCUGGAGACCAAAGCCAAGAGUCUGGAGACGGACCUGCUGACUGCCGUGGAGCAGAGAGACCGGCUCAGCAAGGAGAAGAAGCUGCUGGAGGAGCGUCUCAGCGAAGUGACCGACCAGCUGACGGAGGAGGAGGAGAAGACCAAGAGUCUGAACAAGCUCAAGAACAAACAGGAAGCCGUCAUCGCCGACCUCGAGGAGCGUCUGAAGCGGGAGGAGCAAGGCCGGCUGGAGCAGGAGAAGUGGAAGAGGAGGAUGGAGAACGAGUCUCUGGAGGCCCAGGAGCAGCUCUCCGAUCUGGGCAUGCUGUCUGCCGAGCUGAAGGGGAGUCUGACUCAGAAGGAGAAGGAGAUCACGACGCUGCAGGGCCGGUUGGAGGAGGAAGGCGCCCGGAGGGCUGAAGCCCAGAGGGCUCUGAGGGAGGCUCUGUCCCAGGUGUCGGAGCUGAAGGAGGAGGUGGAGAACGAACGAGGGAUGAGAGAAAGAGCAGAGAAACAGAGGCGAGACCUGGGAGAGGAGCUGGAGGCUCUGAGGACGGAGUUAGAAGAUACGCUGGACACCACAGCCGCCCAGCAGGAGCUACGGUCUCGUCGCGAGGCGGAGCUCAGCGACCUGCAGCGAUGCGUCGAAGAGGAAACCCGGCGCCACGAAGCCCAGCUGUCAGAGCUGAGAGUGAAGCACAGCUCGGCCAUCGACAACCUGCAGGAGCAGCUGGACAACAGCAAGAGGGCCCGCCAGUCCCUGGAGAAGGCCAAGCUGGUCCUGGAGGAGGAGCGGCAGAACCUGAGCUCGGAGCUAAAGAGCCUCCAGGCGGGCCGGACUGAUAGCGAGCGUGGCAGGAAGCGGGCCGAGAGCCAGCUGCAGGAGCUGAACGCCCGGCUGGUCCAGGCCGACCGCGAGCGCGAGGAGCGCGAGGAGAGGCUGCACAAGCUGCAGUGUGAGAUCGAGUCUCUGUCCGGCAACCUGUCGUCCUCCGACUCCAAAACUCUCCGUCUCUCUAAAGAAGUGAGCAGCUUGGAGGGCCAGCUGCACGACGCCAAGGAGCUGCUGCAGGAUGAAACCCGGCAGAAAAUGGCUCUGAGCUCCAGAGUCCGAGCUCUGGAGGAGGAGAAGAACGGCCUGAUGGAGAGGCUGGAGGAGGAGGAGGAGCGCGCCAAAGAGCUGAACCGGCAGAUCCAGACCCUGACCCAGCAGCUGGCGGAGCUCCGUAAGCAGUCGGAGGAGGUGAACACGGCGGUGGAGGUCGGCGAGGAGACCCGCAGGAAGCUGCAGAGGGAGCUGGACAGCGCCACCCAGAGGGAGCGGCAGAAGGAGGAGGAGAAGGAGCGGGUGGAGCGGCAGAGGGAGCGGCUGAGGGAGGAGAUCGAGGACAUGACGCUGGCCCUGCAGAGGGAGAGGCAGAACUGCACGGCGCUGGAGAAGAGGCAGAAGAAGUUCGACCAGUGUCUGGCGGAGGAGAAGGCCGUGAGCGCUCGGCUGGCCGAGGAGAGAGACCGGGCCGAAGCCGACAGCCGCGAGAAGGAGACCAGAUACCUGGCGUUGUCCCGAGCCCUGCAGGAGGCCCAGGACCAACGGGAGGAGCUGGAGAGGAGCAACAAGCAGCUCCGAGCAGAGAUGGAGCAGCUCGUCAACCAGCAGGACGACGUCGGCAAGAACGUCCACGAGCUGGAACGAACCCGGCGGAGCCUCGAGACCGAAGCCCAGAACCUGCGGGUCCAGACCCAGGAGCUGGAGGAGGAGCUGUCGGAGGCGGAGAACUCCCGGCUGAGGCUGGAGGUCACCCUGCAGGCGCUGAAGGCCCAGUUCGAGAGGGAGAUCAGCAGCAGCGAGGAGAAGGGCGAGGAGAAGAGGAGGGCGCUCAGCAAGCAGGUGAGGGAGCUGGAGAUCCAGCUGGAGGAGGAGAGGACUCAGCGCUCGCAGGCCGUCUCCUCCAGGAAGCAGCUGGAGGCGGAGCUGCAGGAGUCCGAAGCCCAGGUGGAGGCGACCAGCCGGGGCAAAGAAGAGGCCGUGAAGCAGCUGAGGAGGCUGCAGGGUCAGAUGAAGGAGAUUCUGCGAGAGCUGGAUGAGACCAAACUGUCGCGGGACGAAAUCAUCGCUCAGUCGAAGGACAGCGAGAAGAAGAUCCAAACGCUGGAGGCAGAAGUCCUGCAGCUGACUGAGGAGCUGUCGGUGUCGGAGCGCCACAAGCGGCAGGCCCAGCAGGAGAGGGACGAGAUGGCCGACGAGAUGGUCAACAGCAGCUCUGGAAAGAACGCUCUGUGUGAGGAGAAGCGACGGCUGGAGGCCCGAGUCAGUCAGCUGGAGGAGGAGCUGGAGGAGGAGCAGAGCAACUCUGAGCUGCUGGCGGAGCGGCAGCGCAAGACCACGCUGCAGGCGGAGACCCUGACGGUGCAGCUCCAGGGGGAGCGGACUCUGGCCCAGAAGGCCGAGGCGGCCCGCGAGCAGCUGGAGAGGCAGAACAAGGAGCUGAAGACCCGGCUGGGCGAGCUGGAGGGGGCAGUGAGGGGCAAACACCGGCUCAGCGUCGCCGCCCUGGAGGCCAAGAUCGACUCCAUGGAGGAGCAGCUGGAGCAGGAGAGACAGGAACGAGCCAUCGCCAACAAGCUGGUGAGGAAGACGGAGAAGAAGCUGAAGGAGGUGAUGAUGCAGGCGGAGGACGAGCGGAGGCAUGCCGACCAGUACAGGGAGCAGCUGGACAAGUCGAUGGGACGCCUGAAGCAGCUGAAGCGGCAGCUGGAGGAGGUGGAGGAGGAGAACUCGCGCUCCAACGCCCAGAAGAGGAAGCUGCAGAGGGAGCUGGAGGAGCUGACGGACAGCAGCCAGAGCAUGACGCGGGAGAUCACGUCGCUGCGCAGCCAGCUCAGGUAG